UGAAACAACUACCACACCAACGACAACUGUCACAUCAACCACAACCGACACAACUACAAUGCCCACUACUACUGAAACAACGACAACCCCAACGACAACUGUAGAGUCAAGCACAACCGAGACAACUUCAAAUCCCACAAUGAGUGAAACAACUGCCACUCCAAUGACACCUGUAAUAUCGACCAACACUGAGACAACUGCAACUCCAACUACUACUGAAACAACUACCGCCCCAACGACAACUGUACAGUCUACAACUGAGACAACUACAACCCCCUCUACUACUGAAACAACUACCACCCCAACGAAAACUGUCACUUCGAACACAACUGAGACAACUCCAACUUCAACAACUCCAGCUACCACCCCAACAACAACUGUCACGUCAACCACAACCAAGACAACUACAACCCUCUCUUCUACUGAAACAACUACCACCCCAACGAAAACUAUAGAGUCGACAACUGAUACAACUACAACGCUAACGACUACUGAAACAACUACCACCCCAACGACAACUGUGGAGUCUUCAACUGAGACAACUACAACACCAACUACUACAGAAACAACUACCAACCCAACGACAACUGUAGAAUCGAGAACUGAGACAACUACAACUCCAACUACUACUGAAACAACUACCACCCCAACGACACGUGUAGAGUCAACAACUGAGACAACUACAACGCCCUCUCCGACUGGAACAACGACCACCCCAACGACACGUGUAGAGUCUACAACUGAGACAACUACAACACCCUCUCCGACUGAAACAACGACCACCCCAACGACAACUGUCACUUUGACCACAACCGGGACAACUACAUCUCCAGCUACGACUGAAACAACUACCACUACAACGACAACUGUAACACCUACAACGUCCACAACACUUGAAGCAACAGCCACCCUAAAGACAACUGUAACACCUUCAACGCCAACAACUACUGAAACAACGACAACCCCAACGACAACUGUCACAUCGACCACAACCGAGAGAACUACAACUCCAACUACUACUGAAACAACUACCACCCCAACGAGAACUGUCACAUCGACCACAACCGAGACAAUUCCAACUACUACUGAAACAACUACCAACCCAAGGACAACUGUAGAAUCGACAACUGAGACAACUACAACGCCCUCUGUGACUGAAACAACUAUCACCCCAACGACGACCGUAGAGUCAAGCACAACCGAGACAACUUCAACUCCCACUUCUACUGACACAACUACCAUCCCAACGACAACUGUCACAUCAACCACAACUGAAACAACGACAUCUCCCACAAUGAGUGAAACAACUGCCACUCCAACGACACCUGUAAUAUCGACCAACACUGAGACAACUGCAACUGCAACUACUACUGCAACAGCUACCACUCCAACAACAACUGCAGAGUCUACAACAGAGACAACUACAACUCCAACUACUAGUGAAACAACUACCACUACAACGACAACUGCAACACCUUCAACGGCCACAACACCUGAAAAAAACAACUACAAUGCCCUCUCCGACUGGAACAACGACCACCCCAAACACAACUGUCACAUCGACCACAGUCGAAACAACUACAACGACAACUGUAACACCUACAACUUCCACAACACCUGA
This is a messenger RNA of Scleropages formosus (Asian bonytongue), 1621 nucleotides long. RefSeq names its product mucin-2-like. The transcript has 3 exons. Lineage: Eukaryota; Metazoa; Chordata; Actinopteri; Osteoglossiformes; Osteoglossidae. Bases 59 to 1621 code for a protein of 520 amino acids. The record is from RefSeq and is a predicted model, not a curated record.